GCAGGACUUCGUCAAGCAGGAACUCAUCAAGGAGGGACCAUCAUAGGAUGUCAAAGAAGGAAGAUGAUAAGGAGCCAGGCAACUCGCAAGAGCAUCCUCACCACCAUCAUAGGACUUCUAAAACAGGAGAUGCUCAUCACCAUCGCACCAGGACCUCCGAUGUAUUAAAGACUAAGAACUCAAGUUCUGCUCCUGAGGCGUCAACUCCAGCGGGGGUGCAUCGUCAUCACCAUGUAGUUCAUAGGACGACCUCUAGUACUAUUAAAGGUGAGCCUGACUCCAUAGUAGAGGAGUUUCAUUCUGAGCAGCUGAACGCAGAGGACCACAGCAGGAGGAGGAUGAGCCAGGAGGAUGCAGCAC
Amoebophrya sp. A25 is the source of this 360-nucleotide messenger RNA. NCBI's taxonomy places the organism in Eukaryota, Dinophyceae, Syndiniales, Amoebophryaceae. The record is from the annotation of a GenBank genome assembly.